Molecule: messenger RNA, 1890 nt
Organism: Pseudophryne corroboree (corroboree frog)
Lineage: Eukaryota; Metazoa; Chordata; Amphibia; Anura; Myobatrachidae
Gene: TUBB6
Product: tubulin beta 6 class V
Exons: 4
Coding region: 273-1613 (446 amino acids)
Biological process (GO): mitotic cell cycle; microtubule cytoskeleton organization
Cellular component (GO): microtubule; cytoplasm
Molecular function (GO): structural constituent of cytoskeleton; GTP binding; GTPase activity
Source: RefSeq, a predicted model, not a curated record
CGGGAUCCUUAUGCCAGAGACCCCCGCUGCCCGCCUCCGUCCCCACCCAUUGCUCUGACUUUGCCAGGGGCCAUUCCAUAGCCCCUGCUGUGAUCCAGCCCAAUAGGCAGUCCCCAGGCUAUGUGUGUGGCUGGUGGGAGUAGUGCAGCAGGCGGGGAGGGUCGGGCACACGACUACUGAGUGAGAACUCAUCACCCACUUACACAGUACACACUCAUCAGCACACACCUUCCGAGCAGCCCCGCGGACUAGAGCAGGCGCCAGCCGGAGACAUGAGGGAGAUCGUGCACAUCCAGGCCGGCCAGUGCGGCAAUCAGAUCGGCACCAAGUUUUGGGAAGUGAUCAGUGAUGAGCAUGGCAUUGAUCCAGCAGGAAGCUAUGUCGGUGAUUCAGCUCUACAGCUUGAGAGGAUUAACGUGUACUACAAUGAAUCAUCCUCUCAGAAAUAUGUUCCCAGGGCAGUUCUGGUGGACCUGGAGCCAGGCACCAUGGAUAGUGUCAGAUCUGGCCCAUUUGGACAGCUCUUUAGACCAGACAACUUUAUUUUUGGACAAACUGGAGCAGGGAACAACUGGGCAAAGGGACAUUACACAGAAGGUGCAGAGCUGGUGGAUUCAGUGCUGGAUAUAGUCAGAAAGGAAUGUGAACAUUGUGACUGUCUCCAAGGAUUCCAACUUACUCACUCUCUCGGAGGGGGGACAGGUUCUGGUAUGGGCACACUACUCAUAAGUAAAAUAAGAGAAGAGUAUCCAGACAGGAUAAUGAACACAUUCAGUGUCAUGCCCUCACCUAAAGUUUCUGACACAGUUGUAGAGCCGUACAAUGCCACCUUGUCUGUUCACCAAUUAGUUGAAAACACAGAUGAAACGUACUGUAUUGACAAUGAAGCUUUGUAUGAUAUUUGCUUCCGUACCUUGAAACUCACCACACCUACCUAUGGAGAUCUCAACCACCUAGUAUCUUCUACAAUGAGUGGAGUAACCACUUCACUGCGGUUUCCAGGCCAACUAAAUGCGGAUCUUCGAAAGCUAGCUGUGAACAUGGUACCGUUCCCACGUCUUCAUUUCUUCAUGCCUGGGUUUGCACCACUAACUGCGAGGGGAAGCCAACAAUACAGAGCGCUCACUGUGCCUGAACUUACCCAGCAGAUGUUUGAUGCAAAGAACAUGAUGGCAGCCUGUGAUCCACGUCAUGGACGUUAUUUAACUGUGGCUACAGUCUUCAGAGGUCCAAUGUCUAUGAAGGAAGUAGAUGAGCAGAUGCUAGCAGUCCAAAACAAAAACAGCAGCUACUUUGUAGAGUGGAUCCCCAAUAAUGUCAAGGUGGCAGUGUGCGACAUUGCACCAAGGGGUCUGAAAAUGGCAUCCACAUUCAUUGGCAAUAGCACAGCCAUUCAGGAAAUAUUUAAGAGAAUCUCAGAACAGUUUUCUGCUAUGUUCAGAAGAAAGGCUUUCCUACACUGGUUUACUGGGGAAGGGAUGGACGAGAUGGAGUUCACAGAGGCUGAAAGCAACAUGAACGACCUGGUGUCAGAAUACCAACAGUAUCAAGAGGCUACAGCCAAUGAUGGUGACGAGACAUUUGAAGAAGAUGAAGAAGAAAUCCAUGAAUGAAACACAAUUACCUAUAAUAUUGAUCUUCUAAAACACAAUAGUAUAUUUGCCUAGUAACCAUUAACUGUGAAGGAGGCUGAUUAAAGUGUUGUAGCAUUAGAAUUGGUGAACAGAAAUAUUUACGUGGCCAAGUUUUCCUGAUCAGGGAACACAAUUGGCACUGUAGCUUAACGCUACAUUCAGAAAGGUUAAGCUACGUUUUAUUACCUUCUGUAUUUAAUGCAUAUACACUGAUGAGCUUUGCAUAAGUGAUCUGGUUUAAUAAAAAAAUAAAAAA